Cimex lectularius (bed bug) is the source of this 2000-nucleotide messenger RNA. RefSeq names its product forkhead box protein N3-like. Gene Ontology annotation, biological process: regulation of DNA-templated transcription. Gene Ontology annotation, cellular component: nucleus. The coding region runs from base 666 to 1832 and encodes 388 amino acids. Gene Ontology annotation, molecular function: DNA-binding transcription factor activity; cis-regulatory region sequence-specific DNA binding. The record is from RefSeq and is a predicted model, not a curated record. The transcript is spliced from 8 exons. NCBI's taxonomy places the organism in Eukaryota, Metazoa, Arthropoda, Insecta, Hemiptera, Cimicidae.
UAAGUUUAAGCCGGAAAGAUGUUUUCAGUCUCUUCUGUAUUCUUUGGUGUGUGUGUGUGUGUUUUGUAUUUGUAUAAAUCUAUCGUUGCUUUUGUUUUACGUUGUAUCUAAAAGAAAUUCCGCCAUCAAUUAAUCAUUUGAACUUUGUUUAUUUAUCGAUCUGACAUUGAAAUAUUAUGUCUUCUCUUUUCGCAUUCGUAUUUGGCAGCUGUUCCUUUUAAACUGACAGUUUGCAUGGGGAAAUUGAUGCAAUCCCGGUAUCAAUUCGACCAAAUUUUAAUCCAAAAAAAGGCCCAUUUUGUCAGUUAAAUAAAUUCGAGCUUUUAUUUGAAGUUUGUUGAGGCGAAUUUGCAUCGAGACCGGUUCAAAGGCCGUCUGGUUCGCAUAGUCGAGAAGAAAAUAGGUUAUCGUAAUGGAACGGCUUGCUGGGCUGUUAGAAUUUAUCGUUCAUUGUGUCUGAUGUGAAAAAUCGAACGAGAAAACGAAUAUGAAAAUGUUGAAAAAAUGAAAACCGUAUUCUUCCUAAGAAAAUUGUUCACAGUCCUCCUGGUUAUUUUUAUUAACAGUUUUUUUAAUACCUUUUGCAAAACGGCUGGGCCAAAAGGUUAGCCGGACCGCAGAAGUAAAGUUUGCAGGAAAAAUCGAAGCGUAAAUAACGAGGGGGUAUGAAUUUGAGAACAGGAGCGAACGGGACUCCAGGCGGGCAGGCGAACGGGACGGCCGGCCAGGUUCUGAAGCAGGAAUCCCCGACUUCUGACUACACCGAGGACUGCCCGAGCGAGCAGAGCGAGUCGACCUGCUCCAGCGUCACUUCUUCCAGUCCUGUGCCUGCUGCGCCGGGCCCUCCUGCCCAUUCGAGCCCGAAUUUCCCUCAAGCCGUCAAGAAUAAACACCCCCAUCAUAUACCUUACGACCCAAAGAUACACAUCACCUCGAAGCCACCCUAUUCUUUCUCCUGUCUCAUUUUUAUGUCCAUUGAAGACUCGAAGGGGAAGGCGCUACCAGUCAAGGAGAUCUACACUUGGAUCCUGGACCACUUUCCCUACUACAGAAACGCCCCGACCGGAUGGAAAAACUCGGUCAGGCACAAUCUCUCCCUCAACAAGUGUUUUAGGAAAGUCGACAAAGCGCCGGUAAAUACGAAUUUAGGAAAAGGCUCAUUGUGGAUGGUAGAUCCAGUAUCUAGGCCAAAAUUAGUUGAAGCUUUGAUGAAAGCUCCUUAUCAUCCUUAUACAAACUUAGACAAAUCAAACUCAGCUCCACACCUGCGGAAAAGGAGUCCGAGCCCAGAGUGUGCAGAUACAGGGAGUCUAGACGAGCUGGACGAUGUUGAUGCAGCGGCAGCUAUGCUUGUACUGAAGCACGGUCCACAUGCGCGUCUCCACAUAUCCCAUUCAAGAGAAGAAUACCAUAAAAAGCAUAGAAUGGCGCUCCAGCAAGGACUGACAAACGGAAAGUGGCCUCGGGAGGAUGAAUGCGUGCAGGCCCGUCCAAUAGAAGAUCACAACUACAGCACACUUGAAGGAGGCACAGAGCAGAAUUCAGCGGAUGAGGCGUUUGCUGAUGGUUCUGAUUCAAAUUCAAGUGGAUCGCUGCGAAUUUAUGAAGAUGCAGACUUGGAAGAAAGGCGCAAGACAGCAGAGGGGGCCGAUGCGCUUCUCAACCUAGCUGGUAUCAAGACAGCGGUGACUGUACUCCCACCGGCGAAGCGCAUACGCACCCUCUCGCCCGCUCAACCCAUGACGCCUCUCAGCCACAACAACAACACUAGCAUCCCAGCGAAACUGCGUAGAAAACCCGUCUGCCCACAGCGUAUGAAGGCAAAGAGGUAGGGGUCAAAAGGAGCCCCAUGAGAGCUACAAAACUUUAAAAAGCUUUAGUCUAGUUUAGCCCAAUGAACUAUAAAAAUUAUUUUAACUAUAUUAAUUUUAUUUGAAUAUUAUUUUUUGUUCUGUUUUGUUUUUUUGUGAGUAUGUAUAUAUAAUACAGAUCCAUAUAAU